Gymnogyps californianus (California condor) is the source of this 2044-nucleotide messenger RNA. RefSeq names its product mucin-2-like. The record is from RefSeq and is a predicted model, not a curated record. Bases 50 to 835 code for a protein of 261 amino acids. NCBI's taxonomy places the organism in Eukaryota, Metazoa, Chordata, Aves, Accipitriformes, Cathartidae. The transcript has 5 exons.
CGCUCGGAGCGGUGCCUGCGGGGGGGGAUCGGCUCCUGCCCGCCCGGACAUGGCUGGGCAGAGAGGAGGGCUGCCCCUGCCCCUGCUGCUGCUGAGCCUCGCCGGCCUUGCUGUGCCGCACCUCGCGCUGGGGACCACCACGGAUGUGACAGCAACCAUGUCCCCGACAAUCUCUACCUCCCCAACACCUAUGGAGGCCUCGGCGCUGCUGCCCACCACCGACUCCACCACCGCAGCCGCCCUCCCUCCCUCCAGCCCUGAAAUGGGAGCCUUUACCCCGGAGAGGUCCAGCACAUCCCCGGGGACCAGCAGCGCCUCACCUCCCACCGUGCCUCCUCCCAGCACACCAGCACCGACAGCCACUUUGGCCAAGCCCUUGACAACCCUGGCAGACACCACAGCCACCCCCAUUAUCAGCACGAGGGUCACCGGGAGCACCCCCGCUCCCAGCCAGCUGGCCGGGACCACAUCCAGGACCACCUCUGGCAUCUCCACCCUGACCGUGGGCCUGACCCCAGGCACGCUGACAGUAUCUGGAACCCCCAGUACAGCCACGGGCACGGAGCCCUCUUCCCCUGCCACCGACUCAACCCAGACCCCAGAGGUUACCCUCAGCACCCCUGCAGACCUGCCAACAACGCUGCCUGUCUGCCCCACUGCCACAUCCAACACCAGUGCAUCUCACCUCUUUCUGUCACUGCGGCUAACCGUCCCCCUGGACCUGGGAAACACCACGGUGCAGGAGCUGGUGUUGUCCAAGCUCCGCGGGGACCUGCAGAUGACAUUCCCGUGUGCUGGCCUGGCGGUGGAGUGGCGAGGGCAGAGGAGGACCUGACCACUGCUCCUCACCUGGCUGACACCCACGUGGACUGGCAAGCCUUCUGCUCCCAGCUCCUUACUCCAUGGCGGUGCAGCCCUUUGGGAUAACCUGUACAGCUCCCGUUGAACCUGGGACCCCCCCGCCCUUCACUGCACACCCACAGAGGACUCCCAGUGCCCCCCAUGGGCUGGGGUGCCCCUGCCCCUUCCCACAGCUUGUCUAUAGAGCCCAAGCCCUCCUACCACCCUGCACCAGACCUGGCUCCUGCGGUGGGACCCCCCAGUGCUGCUGGGGGGCUAGGAGGAGAGGACCGUGCAGGGGCUGGGCUUUUACAGCCGGGUCUGAUAUGGCUCAGCCACAAAAGCCACCCUGGGAACCGAUGGAUGAGAGAAAGGAGACCUGGAGCCCCCAGUACUGCUGUGCCCAGGGCACUUGGGGGUUCAGUGCUGGUGACCUCUGAGGUUUGCAACCCAGGGAGGCUGCGGUGCCCGAGGUCUUCAAGAGAUGCUCCAUGUCUGCUUCACAUCCAAAGUGGGCCAAGAUGGAGCCUGGGGUGGCUCUGGGAAGGAGGCAGGAGAGGAAAAGAGCCCCCCGCUCCCACCUGAACCCCUUCCUGGGGCCAGCCGAGCUCCUGAGCCCUGAAGCACAGAGGGUGAGUGAAGCCAGAGUCUGGCACACCAGCUCUCCUCAGCUCACCUGCAGUAUUGCUGACAGAGGAGCAUAUCCACACCAACACGGGCUGGGCAGUAAAGGGGAAUCCCACGUUUUCUGUGGCAAAGAUGACGACUUCUUUUUUUGCCAAGUUGCCUUCACCAGUUUUCAGCUUCACCGUCUAGCAGAGGUACCGGCAAGGAAAAUCGUCUGAGUCCCAAAAGCUUCGCAGUGGAGAGAUGGGCUCAGGGCUGUGCCCUCCUGGCAGGGGCUGCUGCAGAUGUUCCCGAGGAUGGCUCAGCAUCCCAACAGUCUGGGGGUCCCUGCUUUGGUGCUCUCUGCCCCAUGACACCCCACGGCUGCUGGGGCAGCUGUGUGCACCGUGGAGCCGUGGAAAUCCCGUGGGCUGUGCUCCUUCCCUGUUUUUUUCCAGUCCCCAGCUAAGGAGACGGCCGCAGCGUCUGUCCCCCUGCAGCAAAGUCAUUUAUUAACUGAUUAAUUAGCCAGAUAAAAUCCAACCGAAGCAAUUAUUAGCCUAAGCAAGUCACCUCGCCGGGAGAUUGAAAACUGAAA